AUGGGGGACGAAACCAAGAAUCUGCUCAGCUAUGGAGACAAGAGCCGGAUGUACGCGCGGUGCGUGUCCCACGCCCAGGACGAGCUCCACAGCUUCCGAACAUGGCUCAAAUGGCUGUGCGUGGAUCAAUCGGACGCCUGCAGCACCGCCCUCUCCUGGAUGGUCUUCCUCGCCAUGGCGAUUGUGGUCCCCGCGGUGUCCCACUUCGUCCUCGCCUGCGCCGAUUGCGACAGCCUCCACAGCCGCCCCUACGACACGGUGGCCCAGCUCUCGCUCACCGUCGUCGCCGCCCUAUCCUUCGUUUCUCUCUCCACUUUCGUGCGGCGGUACGGCCUCCGGAGGUUCUUAUUCUUCGACAAGCUCCGGGACGUGAGCGAGACCGUCAGAAAUGGUUAUACCCUACAAUUUAAUAGAUCGCUGAAGAUAUUAUUCGUGUUUGUGCUGCCAUGUUUUGCGGCUGAGAGUGCGUACAAGAUUUGGUGGUACAGCUCCGGAGGAACGCGCAUUCCCUUCUUGGGGAACGUGAUUGUGAGCAACACUGUGGCUUGCGUGCUUGAGCUCUGCUCGUGGUUUUACCGAACAAUGGUCUUCUUCUUGGUCUGUAUCCUCUUCCGACUCAUAUGCUACCUUCAGAUCCUGCGUAUGCAGGAUUUCGCCCUCGUUUUCCAAGUCCAUUCGGAUGUGCAGUCGGUGCUGAGGGAGCACCUCAGGAUCAGAAGGCAUCUCAAGAUUAUAAGCCAUAGGUACAGAGUAUUCAUAUUGUGGGCGCUCGUAUUCAUCACGGCCAGCCAGUUUGCUUCCCUUCUUAUGACAUUACGUCCCAAUGCGCAUGUCAAUAUAUAUCACUGUGGAGAACUAGCGGUUUGCUCGGUCAGCCUCCUAGCAGGGCUCCUGAUUAUUUUACGAAGCGCAGCCCGGAUCACGCAUAAAGCGCAGGCCGUGACGAGCUUCGCUGCCAAAUGGCACGCGUGUGCCACGAUUGACUCGUUUGACAUGGCAGAAACCGAGACCCCAGUUGCUCAGGCAACGGGCGAACGAAGUCCAACUUUGAGUUCAGCAGGUUCAUCUGACGACUUUGAUGAUGUUGGUGAUGAAGAGGACGAGCUCGACAACACCAAGUUUCUUCCGGCAUAUGCCCUCAGCACAAUCUCUUUUCAGAAAAGACAAGCCUUAGUUCAGUACCUUGAGAACAAUAGAGCUGGAAUUACGGUAUUUGGGUCCAUGCUGGACAGAAGUUAUCUCCACACCAUAUUCGGGGUAGAGUUGUCUCUCGUACUCUGGCUUCUCGGGAAGACUGUAGGCAUAUCUUGA
Molecule: messenger RNA, 1311 nt
Organism: Striga hermonthica
Lineage: Eukaryota; Viridiplantae; Streptophyta; Magnoliopsida; Lamiales; Orobanchaceae
Source: the annotation of a GenBank genome assembly